GGGGGGCGGAGCCGGCUGCCGGAGACGUUCUAGUCAGUUCUGCCUCGCGGCAACCGCCCCCUUCUGCACGUCGUGCGGAGCCAUCGCCCGUGCCUGGGAUCGGCCCGCAGCCUCGUCAGCAGCCGCCCGUGGUCUGCCGACCAUGGAUCCCCGCAAAGUAAACGAGCUUCGGGCCUUCGUGAAAAUGUGUAAGCAAGAUCCGAGCGUCUUGCACACCGAAGAAAUGCGCUUCCUGAGGGAGUGGGUGGAGAGCAUGGGGGGUAAAGUUCCACCUGCUACUCAGAAAGCUAAAUCAGAAGAAAAUAUCAAGGAAGAAAAUGCAGAUAGUAAGAAGAUGGGGGAAAACAUAAAGACAGAUGAGCCAUCAAGUGAAGAAAGUGAUUUAGAGAUCGACAAUGAAGGUGUAAUUGAGCCAGAUACUGAUACCCCUCAAGAAAUGGGAGAUGAAAAUGUAGAGAUAACUGAGGAGAUGAUGGAUCAAGCAAAUGAAAAGAAAGGAGCUGCCAUUGAUGCUCUAAAUGAUGUAUUUAAUGAUGAAGUGAGGCCACCACCUAAUAAACUUCUGGGCCAUUGGGAAGAAGCAGCCCAUGAUCUUGCUCUUGCUUGUAAACUGGAUUAUGAUGAGGAUGCAAGUGCAAUGCUUAAAGAAGUUCAGCCAAGGGCGCAGAAAAUUGCUGAACAUCGGAGAAAGUAUGAGCGAAAACGUGAAGAACGAGAGAUCAAAGAAAGAAUAGAAAGGGUUAAGAAGGCUCGAGAAGAGCAUGAAAAAGCCCAGAGGGAAGAAGAAGCCAGAAGACAAUCAGGAGCUCAGUAUGGCUCUUUUCCAGGUGGCUUUCCUGGAGCGAUGCCUGGUAAUUUUCCAGGAGGAAUGCCUGGGAUGGGAGCGGGCAUGGCAGGAAUGCCUGGACUCAAUGAGAUUCUUAGUGAUCCAGAGGUCCUUGCAGCCAUGCAGGACCCAGAAGUUAUGGUGGCCUUCCAGGAUGUGGCUCAGAAUCCUGCAAAUAUGUCAAAAUAUCAGAGUAAUCCAAAGGUUAUGAAUCUCAUCAGUAAAUUGUCAGCCAAAUUUGGAGGUCAAGCAUAAUGCUUAUCUGACAAAGCCCUUCCUAAAAGAAAAGCAACCUGGAUCACUUAAUGGAUGUUGCAAUAAUACGAGCCAGUGUACCU
Messenger RNA from Octodon degus (degu), 1164 nucleotides. RefSeq names its product ST13, Hsp70 interacting protein (gene St13). The coding region runs from base 143 to 1081 and encodes 312 amino acids. NCBI's taxonomy places the organism in Eukaryota, Metazoa, Chordata, Mammalia, Rodentia, Octodontidae. The transcript has 11 exons. The record is from RefSeq and is a predicted model, not a curated record. Gene Ontology annotation, molecular function: Hsp70 protein binding; protein dimerization activity.